CUCCGCCCCUAUCAGGGUGGGGCACUGUUGCGUACCACCCACAUGGGCGUCUCCCCGCUGUCUCUUCUGUGCAAUGGACGCCCUGAAAUCCGCCGGUAAAGCCAUUCUCCGGAGCCCGAGCAUCGCCCGGCACACCCGCCGCGUCACCCGGCACCAGAAGCUGCCGGAGAGCUGGACGGACUCGCAGGAGUCGCUCCUGGAAGGUGUCAUCUUUCACCUGAAGUACCUCGGCAUGACGCUGGUAGAGACACCGAAAGGCGAGGAAAUGGCGGCUGCUGCUAUACGCCGCAUUAUCACCAUGACCCGAGCCGGCGCAAAUAAGCUGCAGAAAGUGGUAUUAACGGUAACGCCACGGGGAAUCGCUCUACAAGAUGCUGCGUCCGGGAAUCAGAUAGAGAACGUCUCUAUAUACAGGAUCUCCUAUUGUACGACGGAUAAGGUGCAGAAUAAAGUCUUCGCCUAUGUAGCCCAGAACCAGAGUAAUGGCGCCCUGGAGUGCCACGCCUUCCUGUCUCCUAAGAAGAAGCUGGCCCAGACUGUGACCAUGACCGUCGCCCAGGCAUUCACAAUGGCUCUGGAGCUGUGGCAAUCUGCGAGGGAAGGGAAGGAAGAUUCGUCCCAGGGAUUUCUUCAGGCUGCAGAGGUCCGGCCAGAUCACUCCGCCCAGAUUCCAGAUGCCUUCACUUUGGAUGGUGACCAGCCAGUGCCUGCGGAUGUAUGUUCUGGAUCCCUGAAGACAUUCCCGCACAGGGAGGACGAGGAGGAGGAGGACGGGUUUGGUGAUCUGGAUGAGGACUUCUCAAGCUGCUUUAUGGAGGAAUGUGCAGACACAAUGGACUGGCAGAUGCCGGCACAGAACAGCCGGGAUACCCUGAGGCAGUGACGUGAAAUUUCCUGGUACAAAUUUAUCUGCAGGAUAUUCCAAGAUACACAAAUCAGUCAUUUUGGCAACUGGACAAGGAGAAACCACGUCCAUCGGACAGAUUCCACCCGCUCCACUGGUACAUGGUCCAUUGGACAGAUUCAACACGCUCCACUGAUACAUGGCCCACCAGAGAGAUUCCUCAAGCUCCACUGAUACAUGGCCCAUCGGACAGAUUCCUCACACUCCAGUGAUACAAGGCCCAUCAGACAGAUUCCUCACCCUCCAGUGAUACAAGGCCCAUCGGAAAGAUUCCUCAAGCUAUUCUGGUUCAUGGUCAAUCAGACAGAUUCCACCAUUUCCACUGAUACGUGGUCCAUCGGACAGAUUCCACACGCUCAAUUGAUACAUGGUUCAUUGGACAGAUUCUACAUGCUUCACUGAUGCAAGGUCCAUGGGACAGAUUCCACACGCACAUGGUUCAUUGGACAGAUUCCACAUGCUCUGCUGAUACAUGGUCCAUCGGACAUAUUCCACAAGCCCCACUGAUGCAUGGUCCAUCAGACAGACUCUACAAGCUCCACUGAUACCUGGUCCAUCAGACAGACUCUACAAGCUCCACUGAUACAUGGACCACCAGACAGACUCUACAAGCUCCACUGAUACAUGGACCACCAGACAGACUCUACAAGCUCCACUGAUACAUGGUCCAUCAGACAGACUCUACAAGCUCCACUGAUACAUGGUCCAUCAGACAGACUCUACAAGCUCCACUGAUACAUGGUCCAUCAGACAGACUCUACAAGCUCCACUGAUACAUGGUCCAUCAGACAGACUCUACAAGCUCCACUGAUACAUGGUCCAUCAGACAGAUUCUACAAGCUCCACUGAUACAUGGUCCAUCAAACAGACUCUACAAGCUCCACUGAUACAUGGUCCAUCAGACAGACUCUACAAGCUCCACUGAUACAUGGUCCAUCAGACAGACUCUACAAGCUCCACUGAUACAUGGUCCAUCAGACAGACUCUACAAGCUCCACUGAUACAUGGUCCAUCAGACAGAUUCCUCAAGCUUCACUGGUACAUGGCCCAUCGGACAGAUUCCUCACACUCCAGUGAUACAAGGCCCAUCAGACAGAUUCCUCACCCUCCAGUGAUACAAGGCCCAUCGGAAAGAUUCCUCAAGCUAUUCUGGUUCAUGGUCAAUCAGACAGAUUCCACCAUUUCCACUGAUACGUGGUCCAUCGGACAGAUUCCACACGCUCAAUUGAUACAUGGUUCAUUGGACAGAUUCUACAUGCUUCACUGAUGCAAGGUCCAUGGGACAGAUUCCACACACACAUGGUUCAUUGGACAGAUUCCACAUGCUCUGCUGAUACAUGGUCCAUCGGACAUAUUCCACAAGCCCCACUGAUGCAUGGUCCAUCAGACAGACUCUACAAGCUCCACUGAUACAUGGUCCAUCAGACAGACUCUACAAGCUCCACUGAUACAUGGUCCAUCAGACAGACUCUACAAGCUCCACUGAUACAUGGUCCAUCAGACAGACUCUACAAGCUCUAAUGAUGCAAGGCCCAUUGGACAGAUUCCAUAGGUUGCACUAAUACAAGGUCCAUUGGACAAUUAUAAAUAGCUAGUGAUACAACA
Molecule: messenger RNA, 2509 nt
Organism: Pseudophryne corroboree (corroboree frog)
Lineage: Eukaryota; Metazoa; Chordata; Amphibia; Anura; Myobatrachidae
Product: low density lipoprotein receptor adapter protein 1-A-like
Exons: 10
Coding region: 74-883 (269 amino acids)
Source: RefSeq, a predicted model, not a curated record